Messenger RNA from Closterium sp. NIES-67, 2103 nucleotides. The record is from the annotation of a GenBank genome assembly. NCBI's taxonomy places the organism in Eukaryota, Viridiplantae, Streptophyta, Zygnematophyceae, Desmidiales, Closteriaceae.
CUGUCUGCGAGCCAUUUGAAUUGAGGCCUCCUUCCUUUCCUUCAUCAACGUUCGCCGCCUCGCUCAAGCUGCCAGCCGCUUCACUAGCCAUGGCAGGCCUCCCGUGCCAGGUGACGGCUGCGCUUGCGGGUGCUCGUUCCGCAUUCCCUUACGACGCUCGACCCACUCGCGCUAGUGGCAACCCUGUAUCGAGUCGUGUGCGGAUUCCACCCUUUUGGGGCGAGGCGAUUGGGGGCGUGCACGGGAAGUCAGGAUGCGUGGGAUCGAGGGAGCGAUCCUUCGUGAACGCAUUGUCGCGUGAGUCGGGAGCCGGCGCUAGGGCGUUUGGCGAGGAGGGAGCGAGCGAGGUCGAAGGCAGCAUAGCUAGCGUAUCGGACAACAGGCGUCAGGUCCGAGAAAUUCUCGCGAGCUCGAGUUCACCUGAUGCUGACGUCAGCGCGGGAAUGGGUGUGGGAGGGUGCGACUUCCUGCGGUCGGGGUGCGGGUCGGAGUGUCCGAUGUGCGGAUCCGCGCGCGCAGGGGAGUAUUCCAGCGAUGGCGAGUCCCCGCCGUGCCUGGUUGGUCUGACGGCCGCCGCUCAGUUCGCGCGCCAGGACGCCACGCUGCUGGCCAGGGGCUUCUGGUCGCUGGACUCGAGGGCGCGCGAGGACGUGGCGCUGCUGGGAUCCAAGUUCCUCACUUUGGACGCACGAGCGCGGGAGGACGCGGGCGUGCUGGAUGCGCGGGCGAGGCUGCGAGUGCGGCGCCUGCGACAUCUGGCGCUGGGCCUGGAGGAGAGUGCGCGCGAGGAGCUGAGUCGCCAGGCGGAGCAGCACUGGCGAGACGGCGCGCUGGCGGCUGAUCUGCGCCUGGCUGACAUGCGCAUGAGGCGGCGAGGGCUAGAAGACGUCUUCCUCGCCCUGCAGGUGGUGAAGAGCCUUCACUCCGCUAUAGUCACACUGCUUCGCCCAGACGCCCUGCCCUCUGCCUCCUCAACUCCUGCAUCCGCAACCGCCAGCAUUCCCGCUGUCACUCUGAGACGAAGCAGCACCGCCUUGCACCCAUCAGCACCCCUUCACGAUUCAACUGCCUCCUCCCCCUCCUCUAGUCAAGCCUCCGUGGCACCGCUCCCCUCUCAGCCGCUUCCCACGAUGGACUCUGACAGUGGCGGCGCUGAGGAGAGUCGAUUGGAGGACGGAGAAGAAAGGAGGUCCUUGAGCACCAAUCCCCUCCCGCCACGUCACCGGCAUCCGCUGUCCACGCUCUCGUUCAAGACACUUGCUGCACUCGACGAGCUGUACCAUGAGAUAGGCCCUCACUCCCUCAGACCAGCGGAGGGGGAGGACGACAGGGAGGAGGAGGAGGAGUGGGGAGUGCUGGGCGUGGGCGGGGAUGACAGCACCACGGAGGAGCUGGGGUUCCUGCUGGCGGCGCUGGUGGACAUGGGCGAGGUGAGCAGCAGCUACGGGCUGGCGCUGCUGCACCGCUGCUGCGCCUCGCCGCACGCUGCGCUGCGCCUCACCGCCCUCGACGCCCUCUCCAGCGCGCCCUCCCUCGUUGCGCUGGGGAAUGCCGGCUGUGCCGUGCUGCAGAAGCUGACACGUGAUGCCGACCCGGAGGUGGCAGACGCAGCAGCCAUGGCGAUAUCACACCUUCAGGAGAAAUGGCAGCAGCAGCAGCAGCAGCAGAAUUCAGAGGAGCAAGGGGGUGCAGCAAGUGGGGGUGCGUCCUCCACUCUGUCGCUGGAGCAGGCAUUCAGUCGAGCGGCGGCCAAGUGGUGUCUGGACAGUGCUGCUGAUGCCAGCCAUGGGGUGCAGGCUGAUGGCACUGCGGGUGAUGGUGACAGCACGCCGGAUGACAGUGAUGGCUGUAAAUAGUGCGCGCUGGGUGGUGGCGCAUGGCUCGUGGAUGACGAUGGACCUCUCGCUGCUGCGUGGGGUGCAAGCCAGCCCGAUUGCCAUGCAUGGAGUAGCAAGCCAGCAAUAACACUAUUCAAUCAUUAUAAAAGGGUACCGGGGGAGAGGUUUUUUCCGAUGCAAGGUUAAUUUGUAUGGCGUCUGUAUAUAAUUGGAAUCUAGGUGCUCUUGAUGUACCAUGCUCUUGUUGGCCAACCAGGCUGCCCUU